This is a messenger RNA of Ictalurus furcatus (blue catfish), 4145 nucleotides long. RefSeq names its product Tnf receptor-associated factor 2b (gene traf2b). Gene Ontology annotation, molecular function: ubiquitin-protein transferase activity; ubiquitin protein ligase binding; tumor necrosis factor receptor binding. The record is from RefSeq and is a predicted model, not a curated record. NCBI's taxonomy places the organism in Eukaryota, Metazoa, Chordata, Actinopteri, Siluriformes, Ictaluridae. The transcript is spliced from 12 exons. Gene Ontology annotation, cellular component: cytoplasmic side of plasma membrane; plasma membrane signaling receptor complex. Gene Ontology annotation, biological process: positive regulation of canonical NF-kappaB signal transduction; protein K63-linked ubiquitination; positive regulation of JNK cascade. The coding region runs from base 184 to 1773 and encodes 529 amino acids.
CGGGGCAUGUUUAAAACUGAGCACAUCCUGACUCAUAUAAAGUCUGUUUCACUGAGGAUUGCUUGCAGAACUGGGUCAUCAAGGGAACUCGAUGAGUGCACGUUCAUGUUUCCAGCGACCGCUUGAGUUUUUACAAUAGCACCACCACUGAGGGGAAAAAAACUCUAUUGGGCAUCUUUAAAGAUGAUCAGCAUUGAGGAUAAAUGGAAGGGAAUGGCACGUCCAUCUUUGCCCUCGUCGAUGGACUCCACUUUACCAGGAAUAUCCCGGCAGGUCCUGUCCGUGUCCAUGGAACAUAAAUAUCAGUGCCAGAAGUGUAAAGAAGUUCUGAGGAAGCCUUUCCAGGCGCAAUGCGGACAUCGCUUUUGCGUGUACUGUUUUAAACAACUCACCAGCUCCGGGCCCAUCCCUUGUGAAGCCUGCCGUGACGAGGGAAUAUUUGAAGAAGAGCACUCGAUACUCGACUUUGCUGUGGCUUUUCCAGACAAUGCGGCGCGAAGAGAAAUCGAUGGUCUGCCUGCGAAAUGCCCGAACGAUGGCUGCACCUGGUCAGGAACAUUGAAAGAUUAUGAGGGGCAACACGAAGGCCGUUGUGAAUUUGAGCGUGUAACGUGUGAAGCGUGUCAACUCCUCAUCCUUCUCAGCGAGAAAGACCGCCACAACGAGAGAGAGUGUGAAGCCAGAACCCUUAACUGCAAAUACUGCAAAGUCUCCUUCAGCUUCAAAGAUAUUAAGGCGCAUGAUGAAAUCUGCCAAAAAUUCCCAAUGCAGUGCAAAGACUGUGGUAAAAAGAAGAUCCCUAGAGAAAAGUUUCAAGAGCAUAGCAAAUCAUGUGCAAAGUCCAAGUCGGCCUGCCAGUUCAGUGAAAUUGGCUGCAGAGUCGUGGUGGACAACGGAAAACAGCAGGAGCAUGAACAGAACAGCGUGAUGGAGCACUUGCGUCUCAUGCUGGCCGUGCUCUCGUCGGUGCGCGUGCGCUCUGAUGCGGCCGCAGGAGAAUGGCAGGAGGACUCAGGUUUCGGCCUGUAUCGUGGCCCCGAAGACGCCGCUCUUCCCGGCGGCGCCCAGGCCGCCGCUGGAGCCCCCGGAAUGCAGCAGAAAAUGACGGCGCUCGAGAACAUUGUGUGUGUGCUGAACAGAGAGGUGGAGCGCACGGCUCUCACGCUCGAAGCUCUCGGACGCCAGCACCGGCUCGACCAGGAGAAGAUCGAAAACUUAUCCAACAAGGUGCGCAUGUUGGAGCGGACGUUAAACAUGCGAGAUCUACAACUGGCCGAAUCGGAACAGAAUUUACGAGAGCUGCAGUUUUGCACUUACGACGGAGUGUUCAUUUGGAAAAUUUCGGACUUCUCACGCCGCAGGCAAGAUGCGCUGGCUGGUCGAGCGCCUGCCAUGUUCUCACCAGCGUUCUACUCCAGUAAGUACGGCUAUAAGAUGUGUUUGAGGCUGUACCUGAACGGUGACGGUUCGGGCAGAGGCACUCACCUCUCCCUGUUCUUUGUGGUGAUGAGAGGGAAAUAUGACGCUCUGCUCAAGUGGCCCUUCAGCCAGAAGGUAACUCUGAUGCUUUUGGACCAGAAUAACCGGGAGCACAUCAUCGACGCUUUCAGACCUGACAUCAGCUCCACGUCUUUCCAAAGACCCAUCAGUGAGAUGAACAUCGCCAGCGGCUGCCCACUCUUCUGCCCCCUGGCCAAGCUGGCAGGAAAGAGCUCCUACGUCAGAGAUGAUACAAUUUUUAUUAAAGCGAUCGUAGAUCUCACUGGGCUUUAAACACGCAUAAAAUAUAUAAGCCAGGCUACAGCUUUGUGAUUAUAGUAGACCUGUAUACUAACCAGGUCCUGCUUUGAGUCUUGGGCUCUUUCUCCCAGCUUAUCUUAUAUAUCUAGUUUAUCUAGUCUAUCUAUAUGAGCACUAAUCAAUCUAUAUGAGAACAUCAAUAGCAUAAAUCACAAGAAGAUAGCUGUAUUAAUAAUUAUUUUUAUUUAAUAUGACAAUUACUAGGUCUGUCUGUGAAAGACGAUUUGAUGUAAUUGGUCAUGCAUAUGUAAUUUUUUUAUAUAUAAAAAUAAUUAAUAUAUUAUAUAUAAUUUAAAAUACGUUAAUACAGCAAACUAUUAUUAAUAGAUUAUAUAACUAUAUAUAAAAUAGCACUGUAGAAAAAUGAUCAUAGAUCUGCAGUGUGAAAUAAAACAACAUACACUUUAGUUUUGUGGUUAUUAUUUACAACAUGCACUGUACAGGUUUCGCUCAACAUAUUCCCGUCGGUUCCUGACUUUUCCAGUCCCUACACGAUCGUGGAAAUGAACACAAAAUCGAGCACAAAAUAUUCAGAGGAGCUGGCAAUUUUUCACAUUUACAGCAGAUUUUCCGCCGAUCUGGGCAAAGACGCAUCAUGUGACAUGGUCACAUUCAGAAGAUUCGCGUGCGUCGAACAUCAGUGCACUUAAAAGGUCUCAUUUACUGACAAACAUCACUGUGAAAGGACCAAAAAAAAAAAAACCCACUCUUGGUUGCAAAAAUCCCCCCCCCAAAAAAAACCCUCUGCAAAAACCUGUAAGGACUGCUUUUUAUAUAUGCUGUAUACUUAUACACCUAAAACGGAUGAAUAAAAUACGAAUUAAUAAAAUAGAUUUUUUUUUUUUUUUUUUUAAAAAGAGGGAAGAUGGAAAAUCUUAUCAAUCCAACAUGCUUGUAUUGUACUUUUUUUUAUAUUCAAAAGUGAUUUUUAUUUAAUACAGGCUUGGGCAUUGCAGGAAUGCACAAUUAUGAGAAUUGCAGAGCUGUUAAUGUCUCCCAAACCUGUAGAAAAUAAAUCUGCAUGAUUGGGAUGAUUUAUACUAACAUCUAAUCCUAUGUUCUCAUUGUUAAAGUGCAUAGGGUGUGGGAAUGUUCACUGAACAUGGUGACCGUAGCAUGAUCAGAAUGGUUGAGUGGCUACUAUAAUGUAGUUUAAUUAACUCCGCUUCUUAUUUAACUGCUGAGUAGGCAAUAUGUAUUGGGUAAAAUAACCUAUAAGCAAGGCUAUUAAUUUGUAUUUUACAUAAUCUUACUUUUCAUCCAUCUAGUUACAGAUGAACUUGCGUUACGGUCAACUUCAGGACUCUCCAUACCCCUUGUGAGCACAAAAAAGAAUGAAAUAUUGCACACAUUGAUUUUAUAUUACUGGAUUUACAGGCUAGUAAUAUUAUAAUGACGUUACUCGUAGCUGUGAAUGUGUUGUGUUGUCGCACUUUUAUUUUGGCGACUGUGGCUAGAAUAAAGAAAUUUAUAAUAUUUUGAGAUACUGGAUUGAUUUGAUUUGUAUGACCUGUAAGCUGUAAUCGAGAUUCAAACAAACAAACAAACAAACAGGCUUGGAAUAUUACACUUUAUGUGUAAUGAAUUUAGAAUGUAUGAAAGUUCCACUUUUUGAAUUAAAUUACGGGAAAAAUGAAGCUUUCCACGAUGUUCAAAUUUUUUUGAGAUGUUUUAUGAUUUCUUGUCGUAGUAUGAUACCAUGAUAGUAGAUCGUUCGAGUUUGCCGUAUACAGGUAUAUUUAAAGGAAACGUCAGACAUUAUAGGUGCAUAUUCACUGACAGGCUGGGGUAUGCGAAGAAAACAAUUUCAUAGUGCUCUACUGUAUAUGGAAACAAAGACUCAAAGGAUUAAAUGGGGCGGUGCUGGCUUAAAUGUCCAAUCCCCAGCACCACCCUUGUGUAAGGCUUUAAACCCUUUAGUGAUAUUAGUGUGUUUGUAUGGAUAUCAGUUGUGGUUUGUAUAUGUGUAGUGAAUUUUGUGUGUGUGAACAGUUUGAAAGACAGAAAUGAUUUUGUACUGGGAAUCACAAAUCCCAUACGAGUCAAAGAAGGUUACUGCACUUUGAAGGUUUGGUAGUUAUGAUGCUGGUAAAAAAAAAAACAAAAUCCAAGUCAGUGAAAGUGGAAAAAAAAAUAUGAAUAUAUAAUAUUUCAGUGACCCUAGAUUGGUAGUUUUUGUUUUUUUUUUUGUUAAAUUUUGAUGCCAUGUCAGAUUUAAUGUUAAUCACUGACCUAUCAAAGACUGUAAUAAUAAGAAGGAAAGAUCGAUGUAUGAUGUGCUAAAGCCGCUGACUCACCUUUUACUAGGUGAAUGACUGAUUAAUUAUUAAACGUAGAUAUUCACA